This is a messenger RNA of Cyphellophora europaea CBS 101466, 1518 nucleotides long. RefSeq lists its product as uncharacterized. Gene Ontology annotation, biological process: transmembrane transport. NCBI's taxonomy places the organism in Eukaryota, Fungi, Ascomycota, Eurotiomycetes, Chaetothyriales, Cyphellophoraceae. The record is from RefSeq and is a predicted model, not a curated record. The transcript has 2 exons. The coding region runs from base 1 to 1518 and encodes 505 amino acids. Gene Ontology annotation, cellular component: membrane. Gene Ontology annotation, molecular function: transmembrane transporter activity.
AUGGACAGAGGCCGAAGAGAAAAGGCUGCUGCGACGGUGAGGCCCCAACGCGAAAAACUCUUCCCUUCAGCUCCAAUUCCACGUAUUCUAAACCUUUGUGACAGGCUUGACUUCUGGCUGCUCCCACUCCUGGUCGUCGGCUUCUUCGUUCUCCAGCUCGACCGUUCCAACAUCGGCAACGCACUCUCCGGAACCAUCGCCGAAGACCUCGGGGUCAGCAAAGACGACAUCAACGCCGGCAACCAACUGCAGAUCGCCGCCAUCGUGGCCUUCGAGAUCCCGUCGAACCUCGUCCUGCAGCGGGUCGGGCCCAGCAGGUGGAUUUCGUUCCUCUGCGUCGCGUGGGGUCUGGUCGCUACGUUCCAGGCCUUCUGCAGCGGGAAAGCGUCCUUCCAUGCCACGCGGUUUCUGCUCGGUAUGUUUGAGGCGGGAUAUAUACCGGGCUGCCAGUAUGUGCUGGCCUCGUUCUACAAGCGAAAAGAACUGGCCACACGGACGGCCGUCUUUUACGUUGGCAAUUACUUUGCUGCGGGCACGGGAUCGUUGAUGGCGGCGGGCAUCCUGGAUAUGCACGGCAAGCAUGGUCUUUCCGGCUGGCAAUGGCUGUUCCUGAUUGAAGGAUGCAUCACGAUGGCCGUGGCGGUGACAUUCAUCCUGAUCCUGCCGGAAAGCCCUGCUAGAACCGUAGGCCUGGCCCGCAUCUCGCGCCUCAAUCCUUUCAAGCCGCACGAGAACCACAUCCUGCAGCAACGCAUCUUCCUGGACGACCCAUACAAAGAGGCGAGUGGCAACAAGAUCACGCUCGCCGCCGUCGCCAAAGCCCUCGCCGACGUGCGCCUCUGGGGCCAUCUGGCCAUCAACGUGCUCUCCCUGGCGCCCAAGGGCGGCCUGCAGCUGUACUCACCCAGCAUCAUCAAGUCGCUGGGCUUCAGCACCUCCCGCGCCAACGCGCUGAACUCGGUCUCCAACUAUGGCGUCAUUGUGCUGUCGCUGCUCGUGUCGUGGGCGUCGGACCGCACGCAGAUCCGGGGGCUCUGGUGCCUGGCUGCGGGCUCCUACUCGCUCAUCUUCGCCGGCGUGCUCUGGGGCCUUCCCCUCUCGGCCGACAAGUGGAAGAAAUACGCCAUCUUGACGGUCCUCAACAGCGGCAACGCCGUCUCCCAGGGCCUCAACGACGCCUGGCUCAGCAGCAACUGCCGCACCCCGCAGCAGCGCAGCAUCGGCCUCGCCCUCGCCGUCAUGGGCAGCAAUCUCGGCGGCCUGGCCGGUCAGCAACUGUUUCGCUCCAGCGAUGCCCCCCACUACACCAACGGCUUCCUGGCCAUCGUUUGUCUGUAUUCGGCGGCGCUGCUGGCUGUCACGGCCCUGAUGGCCUUCUACUGGCAUGGGAACCGCCAGCUUGCGCGGCUGCCGACAUCACCACCGUCGGCCAGUAAUGAUGGGACCGGCGCGGCGGCCGAAGAGCAUGCUGUUGGGACGAGUCCCGAGCAGAUGAAACCCUGGAGAUACGAAAUCUAG